CAACAUCACCAUGGCACCACAGACUCGAGAUACGACGCUCACCACGUCCGGCAACCUCGGCGAUCCGGUUCAGUCGAAAGCGUUGCAGCGGCGGCUCAAGAGCCUGGCCAAACAGCGCAGGCUCGAGGAACAACAGCUCCUGAAAGCUAACGCGAAAGCUGGCAACUCCACAUCGACGAAGGUGACGAUGCGCCGUAGGCCAAAGUUGCCGACCGUCAUCACUCCGACUCUCAGUGGAAAGCAGAAGCUCCUGCAGCAUCGGGCGAAUCUGUUGAGAGGGAAGGAGAGGGGCUUCGGCGGCGCGAGCGUGAAGAAGGAGAGUGCUGCGAGCGCGGAGGGGAAGACGAAGCAAGCGAGGAGAAACAAGGCGAGGAGGAGGAAUGCGGUGGCGAAGAAGAAGAUGACGGAGCGGGAUUGAACGCGUCGUGAGGAAGAGAGGUGACGAUGGGACAUGGGCAUGGGAUACAGCGGGACACCACACUCGACUUCAAGCACCGCGAUGAGUUCUGCUGUGGCCUGAUCGCGGCAUCAGCUCAUGGUACGGCCGCGUCGAGCUCGUGGCAGGCGUCAGAAGUCAAAGCUGUGAUGACUGGGAUGGACAGCUGGGCAACAAGGAGCUACAGGUGCGGAGACGCUACCAGAAUCGACGGUAUUCCAAACUUGCGAAGAUCAAGUCGGCCGAGAUCUGGAGAGAGAAG
Molecule: messenger RNA, 698 nt
Organism: Cercospora beticola
Lineage: Eukaryota; Fungi; Ascomycota; Dothideomycetes; Mycosphaerellales; Mycosphaerellaceae
Source: RefSeq, a predicted model, not a curated record